ACGUGAAGAAUCAAAUCCUAUCAUUUAAAUCGCGAGUUAACGAAGAGAAGUGCUUACUGUGAUUUCUUUACGAGAUUUAAGCUGUUAAUUUUUUCGUUAUAAAUUCAAGUUUUUUAAAUUAGUGAUUAAUGUCUCAGAUUCGCGUGUUUGUUUAAGUAUUAUCUUAUGCAAUAUAAAACUCGUUAAUUCGAUCAUUUUUGUAUUCGAUUAUCCAUUUUCUCCCCCCUCUCUCUCUUUCUUUUUAUCUCUCUCUCUCUAACAUAUAAAAUAUAUCAAUCAAGUCUAAUCGAAUUGAUUAGCAAGAAAAAAAAUAAAUAAAUCAAUAAUUUAAAAAAAUACUGUAUUAAGAGAAUAUGGCGAUAAAGAAAGUGAAAGAAAAUGUCAUAAAAAUCGUGUUAGUUUAUCGCGUGUGUCUUAAUUAUUCAUAUGCGCUCUGAUAACUUUACGUUUAUCAGUCGGACGCGGAUACAAGCGGUCACAGUUACUCGCACCCUUCGGAAGCAUCGCGGAACAAGCCGAUUGUCCUUACGGAUGUGGACGUGAAGGAGGAAAAUCCUUAUCUCGAAUUAUAUGACCACAAAUACGACAUCUUUGUCGUUCAGCCUUCAUCUCUAAAUUUACUUGAUCAUUCAAAUAAAGAGGAGAAAUUAUUAAAAUAAAAUAAGAACAUACACAUAUGCCAAUUCAAAAUUCUCUAUGAAAUAUUCCAAGAAAAUAGGAGAGCUAUCAAUUUAUUGCGAUUGAAAUUCGACAUGAGGAUAACAGAAAAAAAAGAGAAAACAUAGGAUUCUCAUGUUCGCGGACCAUAUUCGUCAUUGUUGAUAAACAAUUCAGAGCUUCGCUUAUCUCUGGCUGUCUUCUCUGUCAGAUACGUAUCGAUCACUAGAUUUACAAUUAUAAAGUAUUGUAUACAUAUAUAUAUCCACAUCUCCCGAAAGAAAAGACUUGCAAAAAUGAAUGGGCUACAUUUCGCCUGCGUUAAACUCGCAUUAUGCAUCUUCAUAAUUCCUAGUCUAGCUGUGCCGGAACUAAAAUUGUUGCACGUUUUGUUCGCGCAUAAAUUGUAUGCGCCGAGCGAAGAUGAGGGGAGAAACGAUACAGACAUCCCGGAAAUCUUGUCGUAUAAAUACUUUACUUCCGCCACGAUGAACAUGUCAUUAAAGGCAAAUCUCAACAUGUAUAAUCUUGGGGUAUAUCUGCGCGAGAGAUACAAUGAAUUUUUAGGACAAACGUAUAUGCCCGAGAUUACAAAGAUGCGCACGACAGAGUAUGCAUUGUCAAUAGUAUCCUCUCAACUUGUCAAUGCCGGCUUGUGGCCACCCGCGACGAAUCAAAUAUGGCUCGAAGGCUUCAAUUGGCAGCCGAUACCGAGCGAACUGAAGGAACUGAAGGACGACACAUUGCUCCUGGGUUUUCUGUGUCCAAAUUUCACUUUAGAAAUGGACCAAGUGUUGCAAAGAGCUGAAACGCAGAAGAUCACUGAACAGUAUCAACUUUUAUUCAAUUAUCUUUCCCGACAUACUGGGAGAAAUAUUAGCACGCCAACGGACGUGGUACUCUUGUAUGCUGUUUUAGAAACUAUGGCUGAUCAAAAUAAAACAUUGCCCAAUUGGGCGAAAGAUAUAUUUCCCGACGGUGCCAUGUACGAUCUCACUUUACUAGAAUAUGACCUUUUUUCGACGACUUCUCUACAAAAGCAGCUCAACGGUGGAACUCUUCUAAAAGAGAUUAUCGGUAAUUUGUUAAAGUACAAGAUAGGCGAUUUAUCAAAGGAACGAAAAAUAAUAUUAUAUAGCGGCGACGAAAGAAAUAUUGUUGGAGUUUUGAAGAAUCUCAAUCUCUGGUCGCCUCAUAUACCUAACGAAGCGGCAGCAUUAAUAUUCGAAUUAUACAUCGAUAACGAGACAGAUAUUUACGAAAUAAAGAUUAAUUAUUACACCGGUAUCGAUAGCCCGACGAUCUCUCUGACUCUACCAAACUGCACCGAGAUAUGCCCACUGCAGACCUUAAUAAAUAUUGCUUUCGAUUCGAUACCGGAGAAUUCACUAUAUUUAUGCGGCUGGCCUAUCAAGAAUCUUACAAAAAUGGAAGACCAAGGAGAAAAUAAAGAAACCGAUAAUUCGAAUCAUAGUGGAUCUGCUUCCUAUGUUAGCGAGAAAUUAGUAUUAAGCUUUAUCUUAUACUAUAUAUGCAUUUUAACGUUUAGAGAUAAUUUCUACCUAUAGUAGAAAGCUUUUACAUAAUAUAAUUUAUUA
Messenger RNA from Camponotus floridanus (Florida carpenter ant), 2255 nucleotides. Its product is annotated as venom acid phosphatase Acph-1. The record is from RefSeq and is a predicted model, not a curated record. Gene Ontology annotation, molecular function: phosphatase activity. Bases 954 to 2225 code for a protein of 423 amino acids. Lineage: Eukaryota; Metazoa; Arthropoda; Insecta; Hymenoptera; Formicidae. Gene Ontology annotation, biological process: dephosphorylation. The transcript has 8 exons.